Molecule: messenger RNA, 1946 nt
Organism: Bacillus rossius redtenbacheri
Lineage: Eukaryota; Metazoa; Arthropoda; Insecta; Phasmatodea; Bacillidae
Product: aladin-like
Exons: 11
Coding region: 352-1830 (492 amino acids)
Biological process (GO): nucleocytoplasmic transport
Cellular component (GO): nuclear pore
Molecular function (GO): protein binding
Source: RefSeq, a predicted model, not a curated record
UAUUUUAAAACUAAACAGCCAUUAAAAUUAAUUCACAAAAUAAUUUUUAAUGUCGGCUUAGUUUGAAAGUAUUAAUAAUGUAACUGACCUGACCUAAUCAACCAUUUUAUUAAUUACGCAUUCACGAUUCACGUAUUCACGAACACGGCAAAAUAACAAAAAUGGCGCCGCUCGAAUGGUUCCACAGGUCUUGUAUUGCAAAAUUAAAAAAUUCGAUAUCUCCUAAAGUAUUUGGAAUUUCUUAUCUCCGCCGCUUUUAAUGAAAAGAGGAAGUUGAAGAGCAUAUGAUAAAGGUUUUGGACAGGUACAGACCAGAGCCGACCGAAGGCGGGCUAGUGUCGGCGGUGAAGGAUGUACUCCUUGGGCGGCUUCCCGCCGCUGCCCCCGGAGGGAGAGAUCCCUGUCCAGUACGUGCACGGCCGUGUCCACUCGGUGGCCGUGGAACACGCGGACGCCUGCGCCGUCACGGAGCCGCUGCUGAAGGUGGCCAUCACCCGGGAGCUGCUCCACGCGUCCCUGCGUGAGGCUGUGGGGCCCGUCUUCGCCCCCACCUCGGAGACAGUGCUCAAGAGAGUCAUCUCUACCUGGUGGGAGCAGGGGCUGCAGGAGGCCCUGGAGCUGGCCGCCUCACUGGAGGGGGAGGCCCCCGCGCUGGGCUGGCUGGCCCGCGGCCUGCUUAAGGUCGGCAGAGCUGUCUCCCGGGUGCGCGGGGCCCUGCACCCCCACCUGCUGGUGGCGGGCGAGGGCCUGGCGGCGACGGUGUCUGAGACCCGGGACUGGGUCUGUGGGCCGGUGCGCGGCCUGGCGUGGCACCCGCACUGCACCAAGCUGGCCGUGGCGACCGUGGACGACGCCGUCCGCAUCUACUCGUCCGACCUGUCCUUCGUGCCCGUGCUCAAGCUCAGGACGCAGCGCUCCGUGUCCUGCAUGCAGUGGCGGCCGUUCUCUGCGUCGGAGCUUGCUGUGGGCUGCGAGAGGGGGGUGUAUGUGUGGAGCCUCGACCCCACCUCCGUGGCCACCCGCCCGUCCGCAAGCUGCGCCACGUUCCUGCGUCACCCUGACAGCUGUCCCGUCACCGGUCUGGCCUGGAGUCCGCAGGGAGACGUGCUGCUGACGUGCUCCCCGGCCAGCACCACCAUGUUCGCCUGGGACGUGGAGCGACGGCAGUUCUCCGCGGUUCGACGGCGCGUAGGCGGAGGAGGGGUGUGCCUCGUCUCGUGGUCCCCCGACUCCUGCCGCGUCUUCUCCGCCAGCACCAGCGUCGUGUUCAGGGUGUGGGAGACGGCGCUGUGGACGGACGAGGUGUGGAAGGCGGUGUCCGGCCGUGUGCGGUCGGCGUGCUGGAGCCCGUGCGGGUCCGUGCUGCUGUUCGCCACGUCCGACGACCCCAAGAUAUUCUCCCUGACGUACGGCGCGGCCGCGGGAUGCGGGGAGGAGGCCCGGUCGGCCACCUCGGUGCUGCCCGUCAUCGACCUCACCCUGGCCGAGACCGAGCAGGGAGUCAGGGUGGGCGGGAUCGUGUCGUCGAUGCAGUGGGACGCGAGGGGCCACUUCCUCGCAGUCCUGUUCCUGGACUCCCCGCUGAUAGCCGUCUUCAGCACGUGUGUCCUGCCCACGAGGCUGCACGUUUCUCCCUGCUGCUUGAUAAAUGGAAUCAGAGGUGAAAUUCCAAAUGUAAUGAGUUUCCAGAAGAAUUUUGAGGAAGGAUCAUUGCUUACAGUGGCUUGGUCGAGUGGGCGCGUGCAGCAGUUCCCGUUCCUGUACGUGAACUACCCUGCCAACACCUCGGGCCACUACCAGAUGCCCGGCGCGGCCUCGCCGUGUGACUGACACGGCUGCCACAGACGUCCGUGCACACUGUGAAACUGGAAUGUCACAUAACCUGUAAUACCUGUUGCCGACUGCGCCAACUUCAGCAUUUUAAUACAUACAUAUCUCUCUUCUCA